AUGGCAUCCUUCUUGGCUUGCAGGAUUGAGGCAAAGUCCUUUGAAUUCUUAGGCAUACCUAUUGGCUCUAAUCCUAGACUUGUCGCUUCUUGGACUAAUUUGGUGAACAAAGUUUGGGUUAUGCUGGCAGAUUGGAAAGGUAAGCUUUUAUCAUUUGGAGGUAGAAUUACGAUGUUAAAAUAUGUUAUCGGUAGUCUCUCUAUCUUCCUUAUGUCUUUUUACAAAAUGUCGGUGACAGUUUGGAAAGAAUUAGAUCGCAUCCAAAAUAGGUUCCUAUGGGGUAGUUCGACGAAACAACCUAAAACGGUUUGGAUAGCUUGGAACAAAGUUUGUCGUUCUACCGACCUUGGAGGACUUGGGAUUAAGAAGAUGGAUCUUUUCAACAUCUCACUUUUACAGAAAUGGAAGUGGAGGAUAUUAACUGAAAAAGCGGAUCUUUGGUUGGAUGUCUUAGCAUCCAGGCACGGUAACAUCAGACUUGCAGUGAUGGGUAGUUUUGAAGUAGUACCUUCAAAUCUGGUUCUUAUUGGUGGAAUGACCUAA
Lathyrus sativus (Indian pea) is the source of this 543-nucleotide messenger RNA. Lineage: Eukaryota; Viridiplantae; Streptophyta; Magnoliopsida; Fabales; Fabaceae. The record is from the annotation of a GenBank genome assembly.